AUGCGCAAACACAAGCUAUCCAGCGAGAUCAUGGCUCUCCGCCGGCAGGAAGCUGAUGAGUGGCUGCUUACGCAGUUGACUCGAGAGGUGGAUCCGGCCGGUACUCCGGAUGAUAAGAAGGCUUAUGGACUUGGCUUGGAUCGCAAAGAGCUGGUCAUCAAGAAAGUUAAAUCUUCUGUACCCGGAGCGAGUACCUGGGAAAGGGUGGACUUGGUACAAACCCUUCUGGACCACCCCGACCCGGCUGCAUUCGAGAAGAAAUUGAGCAAUGCUGGCAUCAAGGACGGCAUUCAAGGCCUCGUGAAAUAG
Messenger RNA from Fusarium redolens, 309 nucleotides. RefSeq lists its product as uncharacterized. The transcript has a single exon. Lineage: Eukaryota; Fungi; Ascomycota; Sordariomycetes; Hypocreales; Nectriaceae. Bases 1 to 309 code for a protein of 102 amino acids. The record is from RefSeq and is a predicted model, not a curated record.